This is a messenger RNA of Mobula hypostoma (lesser devil ray), 11506 nucleotides long. RefSeq names its product platelet-derived growth factor receptor, beta polypeptide (gene pdgfrb). Gene Ontology annotation, cellular component: plasma membrane; signaling receptor complex. Gene Ontology annotation, molecular function: platelet-derived growth factor binding; platelet-derived growth factor beta-receptor activity; ATP binding. The transcript is spliced from 23 exons. The record is from RefSeq and is a predicted model, not a curated record. Lineage: Eukaryota; Metazoa; Chordata; Chondrichthyes; Myliobatiformes; Myliobatidae. The coding region runs from base 452 to 3637 and encodes 1061 amino acids. Gene Ontology annotation, biological process: protein phosphorylation; multicellular organism development; cell chemotaxis.
AGUACGGUUGGGCAGGAGCGAUUCAUACAGGCUGUGCGUUAACUCCUGGCCAGGAAAAUUCAUACUCUUAACAUCCUUUUUUUAAUCACACACACACUUACCCAAAAAAAACUGGAGAAGGGAAAAAAAACGGCGGGCGCGUUGCCAGAGGAAUUGUCUUAGAAUUGAACUCGGAAUACAGGAAACGAAUAUUCUGCCUCCGCCAACACUCCGAAGUUGUGGAUGUGAAAGGGGAGUUUCUCGGCUUACUUUCUGUCCUCUGGCUUGCAGUUUGGAAAAGAAAACAUUUCUUCCCCCUGUUCUGCUGCUCCUAGCCGGCUCUCUUCGGAGCAUGAAGCUCGUCUGAAGAACUUUCUCUGCGCUCGGCGGUCGAUCCUGAGGGAGAUACCAUCGAGUCUCUCUCUCUCUCUCUCUACGGGACCCCAGUUCGCUGUCCUGCCUGGGCUCGAAGAUGUCCACCGUCCGUUGGGAUCUCCUCCUUGUAGGAUUCCUCCUUUCGUGCUUGUUUGUCGAGUAUUCCAGAGGCCACAUGGAAAUUCAGGAUGUCAUUCUAAAUCCUUCCUCCAACAUUACUCUGAACUGCACUUCCAGUGGGCCCGUCGCCUGGUUCUACGACAAGGUGGCGAAUGUUCACACUGACGGCAACGUCCUGCACAUCUACAAUGCGGCCAGUUACCACAACAGGGAGUACGUCUGCUCUGCAAAUAAAACCGAGAUUCUGCACGUCUUUAUUUUUGUGCCAGAUCCCAAUGAGUGGUUCCGACCGCAGACCCAGCAGGAGAUGUUCAUCAUGGCUGAGGAAUCCGUGGACGUUUUCAUUCCCUGUGUGGCGACCAACCCCAAACUGCAGGUCACCCUCUACCACGUGGAGACCGAGACCACCAUCAACACUCCCUACGACAGGCGACAGGGGUUCCUCGGCAAGUUCAAAGGUGGAACCUACAAGUGCCGGGCUAAGUUGGGGAAUGAGGAACAGGUGUCUGAUGAAUACGUUGUGGAAACAAUUCAAGUCUCUGAGGACCUUGUGGUUAAACUUCAUGCCUUGCGGACUUUAGUGAAGAAGGGCGAGUUAAUAACUGUCACCUGCUCUGCGAAUAUCGAGCUGCUGGAUUUUUUCUGGUCUUACCCGAGGACAAAGGAUGCUGAGAUAAGGGUCACAGAAGGGAGCCAGGAGGUGAACUCGACACUUGAGUUGGAAGAGGCAACACUGGAGGACACUGGAUGGUACAACUGCAGUGUCAAGGGCUAUUAUCCCAUUCAGUCAGGACACAAAUCUCUUCACAUCACUGUGCUGGACAAAGGAUUCAUCGAGCUGAGGACAGAGCUGUCCGAGGUGCAGUACGCAGAGCUGUCCGAGGUGAAGAUGUUUGCUGUUAACAUCACGGCAUACCCAGCUCCCACCAUCAGGUGGCUGAAGAACAAUGUGCCCUUCAACGAAAGGACCAACCAAGUGACCUUCAGCAAAAAGUACCUGGGAGAAAACAGGUAUCAGUGUAUCCUCAAUCUCAUCCGAGUGAAGGAGGAAGACUUUGGGAAUUACAGCGUCCAGGUCUGGAAUGAGGAUGACAAGAAAGAAUUGACCUUCACCCUGAGCGUAAAUGUGCCAGCAAGAAUCUUGGAUCUUAGUGACUAUCUACAUAGCAAUGGCCUCCAGACCGUAACUUGCAUUACCGAGGGCUCACCUUUGCCGGAAAUCACCUGGUACACAUGCCAGAACCUAAAGAGGUGUAACAGCAAAGACAGGAAGUGGAUACCACUGAGAGCAAACAGCAGCAGCGUCUGGGUGGAGAAAUAUGUCCCUGAACGGCAAGCUAACCAAGUCUAUCGGGUCCGGAGUGUCCUGACCCAGGACAGUGGUGGUGGGAUUGCCGCCGUGCGCUGCUCCACCAACAACGGCUUCGGCAGCAUUAACCGCGAGGUCAAGCUGGUCUCCAAUGGCCUGCACUCUCAGCUGGUCACCGUGGCAACCAUCCUGGUGCUGUUGGUGAUCAUCAUCAUCUCGCUGGUGGUUCUGAUGGUGAUUUGGAGGAAGAAACCUCGCUAUGAAAUCCGUUGGAAGGUCAUUGAGUCAAUCAGUUCUGAUGGACAUGAGUAUAUUUAUGUUGAUCCUACCCAACUGCCAUACGACUCUAGUUGGGAGUUUCCAAGAAGCCAGCUUUCCCUGGGAAGGACGCUCGGUUCAGGGGCAUUUGGCCGGGUGGUGGAGGCCACAGCUCAGGGCUUGAGUCAGUCCGAUUCCAUCAUGAAGGUUGCAGUGAAGAUGCUGAAGACCACUGCCAGGACCAGUGAGAAACAAGCUUUGAUGUCCGAGCUGAAAAUCAUGAGCCACCUUGGGCCUCACCUCAACAUCGUCAACCUGUUGGGUGCCUGUACCAAAGGAGGCCCCAUCUACAUCAUCACCGAGUACUGUCGCCAUGGCGACCUGGUGGACUACCUGUACCGCAACAAGCACAGCUUCCUACAGUUCCACGGCGAGGUGGCACGGACACCCUCUACCGGGACCUCCGACAACAUGAAAUUCGAGAGGAUGAAAAGUUACGUGGCUCUCUCCUUCGACAGUGACGGGGGUUAUAUGGACAUGAACAAGGAGGAUCAGCUGGACUACACCCCGAUGCUGCAGGCCCGGCCCCCACCUGCCUACGCACAGAUCGCCCACUCUGACUAUGAUGGACCCUACCUGCAAGAGAAUUAUGCCCCCACCGAGCAGGAAGUAGCAGAGCUCAGGCCGCUAAUCAGCGACUCGCCCGUCCUCAGCUUCGCAGACCUGGUCGGGAUCAGUUACCAGGUGGCACACGGAAUGGAAUUUCUCUCACUCCGAAAUUGUGUCCAUCGAGAUCUAGCAGCAAGGAAUGUCCUGAUCUGUGAAGGGAAAUUGGCAAAAAUCUGUGACUUUGGACUGGCUCGGGACAUAGUGAAUGAUUCUAACUAUAUUUCAAGAGGAAGUACCUUUUUGCCUCUGAAGUGGAUGGCACCAGAGAGUAUCUUUAACAACCUGUACACCACGCUGAGUGAUGUCUGGUCCUACGCUGUGCUCCUGUGGGAGAUCUUCACUCUCGGUGGAACCCCUUACCCAGAGCUGCCAGUCAACGAUCAGUUCUACAACGCCAUCAGGAGCGGCUACCGAAUGCCCAAACCUCACUACGCCACCGACGAAAUAUACGCCAUCAUGAAGAAGUGCUGGAACGAUGAGUUUGAGAAGAGACCCUCCUUCUCCAACUUGGUCACGUCCAUGGGGAACUUGCUCUCUGAGAGCUACAAAAAGAGGUACACGCAGGUUAGCCAGGAGUUCAUAAAGGGUGAUCACCCAGCCCUGCGCCGCACCAGGACCAGCACCCGCGGAGCCAACGACAGCGUCAUCUACUCCAACUGCCUACACCUCAACGGGACGGACAACGGCUACAUCAUCCCGCUACCCGACCCGGUAACCCCCAAGGACAGCGCGGACGCCGGCAAUCCAGCAGAGGAGCCCUCCAGUGUGCCAGCUGCAGGGACAAGGCCAAGCUCCCUUGUCUGUGGCGAGAGCCAGGAGCCGACUAGUUUGAGCGAUUUUCCUCAGAUGACCGAAGAUUGCAGACAACUUGAGAUGGACACUGAAGCUGAGGGCAGUCAACCUGAGGUGGAGGACAGCUUCCUGUGAUUGGUGGGCCAGCACUCACCACCAUUCCAGAACCUUUUAUCACACAAGCUGCAACCCUGCUGGAGAAGUCCCAGAUUAGUCCAUCGCCUGAUCCAUCCUAAGAUUCCUCAGGAAUGCUGGGGUAACACCGUGAAAAUGAUGAAGUAGUGAAUCUGUCUGGAAAAGGUUAAUGUGAGCCACAGAACUGGGCAUUAACCUGCACUUCUGGGAAUGUGGACCCCUGAUUCUGUGCGUCCAAUCCUUCUCACCCCACUGGGGAUGGUCAGUCUGUGAGUCCAAUCUUUCCCACCCCACUGGGGAUGGUCAGUCUGUGUGUCUGAUCCUUCCCACCCCACUGGGGAUGGUCAGUCUGUGUGUCUGAUCCUUCCCACCCCACUGGGGAUGGUCAGUCUGUGUGUCUGAUCCUUCCCACCCAACUUGGAAGGCCAGUCUGUGUGUCCAAUCCUUCCCACCCCACCGGGGAUGGUCAGUCUGUGUGUCCAAUCCUUCCCACCCCACUGGGGAUGGUCAGUCUGUGAGUCCAAUCUUUCCCACCCCACUGGGGAUGGUCAGUCUGUGUGUCUGAUCCUUCCCACCCAAUUUGGAAGGCCAGUCUGUGUGUCCAAUCCUUCCCACCCCACUGGGGAUGGUCAGUCUGUGAGUCCAAUCUUUCCCACCCCACUGGGGAUGGUCAGUCUGUGUGUCUGAUCCUUCCCACCCUGCCUCUUCUUCUUAAGGCCACCACUCGUACUGGAUGGGAUAGGCCCCGACAGCAGCUCACCAGAGUCCUCUGUCCUGGACCAAGAGAAGGUUGACUGGCCCCAUGGCUUCUGCUUUCACCAUAUGACUUCAUACGUCUUCUAGAUGAAGAUCCUUCCUCUCCCAGGGAUGAGGACUUUGGAACUUCUGUUGGUGUUUUCUGGGUUUUUACAGGAUGGAGUUAGCCCCAUGUCCAACCCUCCUUCUCUCACAGCCGGGCUUGGGACUGUCCAUGGUGGAGUUUCCCACCGCACCGGGGAUGGACAUCCGACUCGUCCAAUGCUCCCCUCUGCACUGGGGAUGAUCAUCAUGUGUGUCCAAGCCUUCCCAGCCCAGUAGGGAUGGACAUUGCCAAGGAUCAGCCAUGGCUCCAGCUCCCAGAAACUCCUCCUGGUUCUUAUGAGUCUCAAAAGUGUAAACACACCCAAUCUUCCUUCAAACUGCAGGACCCCUCUCCCUGUCUCAAAAGUGAUGGGCCCAUCUCUCCUCAAAACUGAGGACCCCUGUCCCUCCCUGUCUCCCCUCCAAACUGAGGGACGCUGCACCUCUGUCUCCCUUCCCAAACAGAGGGAUUCUGUCCCUCCCUGUCUCCCCUCCAAACUGCAGGACCCACCCCAAUUCCCUUCCAAACUGAGGGACCAUGCCCCCAUGAUCUCCCCUCUAAAGUGAGGGACCCCAUCAUCCCCUCCAAAUGGAGGGAUCUCACCCUCAACAUCACUCCUCCAAAGAGAGGGACCUGUCACUCCCUGUCUCCCAACACACAGGGGUGAUUCCUCCACUCACCCUCUGCUUCUUGCUGCUUCAAACCAUCUUCCCUCUGCUUGGCUGCCCUCAUACUGAGGGACGUCUUUCCUGUACAGAUAAAACAAAUGCCAGAAACACUCAGUAGGCUGGUUGGGUGUUUAACACUUGCUGCUCUCCAUAGCCGCAGCCCGACCUGCCGGGUGCUUUCUCUCCUCCCUCUGUCUCUCCUCAAACUGAGAAGCUUCUCCCCUCCAUCACUCCUUUCAAACUUUUCUAUCACCUCCCAGCUUCUUACUUCAUCUUGCCUCCCCCACCCACCCACCUUCCCCUCGCCUGGCCUCACCUAUCACCUCUCAGCUUGUACUCCUUCCCCUCCUCCUCUUUAUUCUGGCUUCUUCCCCCUUCCUUUCCAGACCUGAUGAAGGAUCUCUGCCCAAAACAUUGACUCUCUAUUCAUUUCCAUCGAAGCUGCCCAACCUGCUGAAUUUCUCCAGCACUUUGUGUGUUGUCUGUCUCCCUGCUCUCUUUCUCCUGACCCCUUAUGGUAGUGGUUUGGACUUCCAACAACAGUUCUCAUUCCUAAGCAAACUACCUCCCACCCACAUCAGAAUCAUCUUUGGGUUUGAAAUCCAGGGACCCUGACCAUGGCUCAAAAUGUUUGUCUUAUAUUAAGAUGCACAUAGCUAAAACCAGUACAGUAUUAGAGUAUAGGAUUAAAGAGAGAGAGAGAGAAAGUUUGCUGUACUACCAAAUCUUUUAAACUUUCAUGAACUGAAUACGAAAACAUGAAUCUAUUAGGGACCACUUAGUAACUUUUCUGAACAUCUAACUAUGAAUUUCCGAUCAGAAGGACCUUAUCCCUGGAUCUAAUCUGGAGCAAAACAUUUUCAGGGUAAUAUUAUCCAGACAAAAACUAGAUUAAAGUGAUAUAGUUUGUACAAUAUUGCAAUAUUAGAAUUUAUCCCAGCCAAUUACAGUCACCUUAUAGGUAGAUAUUUUUGCACAAAAUGAAAUUAUAUCAAGGAACUAUUUUUCUCUUUAUUUUCUUUUAAGCAAAAAUUGUAAAUAUUUGUGAAUGCUGUUAUUGGGGUCGUAGAUGCUUGGGUCUAAAUGUGUGGGGGUUGGAUCUGCUGAAAGGAGAUUUCUCCUCCACUCCCUCUCCACACACAUCAAACCGGGAAUAUCGAGAGUGUGGAGCCUGGAGUUGGGAACUCACCAACACACACAUCAAACCGAGAAUAUCGGGACUGUGGAGCCUGGAGAUGGGAACUCAACAACAACCAGUUCAGAAACUCAGAACCACCAUCCGGUUUAUUAUCACUGACUCAUGUGACAUGAAAUGUUACUUUGCUACAACAGUACAAUACAGAGACAUAAAAAUUUCUAUAAAUUACAAAAAAUAUAUAGAUACUGCAUUUAAACAAAAGAAAUAAGGAGGUUCGGUUCACAGACCAUUCAGAAAUGUGAUGGAGGGGAAGAAAAAGCAGCUCCUAAAACAUUGAGUGUGUCUCUUCAGGUUCUCCACCUAUCACCUCCCAGUGUCUCACUUCAUCCCCCCUCCCCCACCCACCCACCUUCCCCCUCACCUGGUCUCACCUAUCACCUCCCAGUGUCUCACUUCAUCCCCCUCCCCACCCACCUUCCCCCUCACCUGGUCUCACCUAUCACCUCCCAGUGUCUCACUUCAUCCCCCCUCCCCCACCCACCCACCUUCCCCCUCACCUGGUCUCACCUAUCACCUCCCAGUGUCUCACUUCAUCCCCCUCCCUACCCACCUUCCCCCUCACCUGUCACCUGUUAGUUUGUACUCCUUUCUUUCCCCCAUCUUUUUUUUCUGAGUUCUGACCCUUCCUUUCCCGUCCCGAUGAAGGGUCUCAGCCCAAAAUGUCGACUGUUUAUUCCCCUCCAUAGAUGCUGCCUGACCUGCUGAGUUCCUCCAGCAUUGUGUGUGUGUGUGUGGGGGGUCCAGGAUAGGACUGUACAGUCAUCAAAGAUCUCACCGUUAAAGGAGUGGACGUCGUCAUCAAAUUUCGAUGGACAACCAAAGAGUGAAAGAGAGUGUGUGUGCGUUGGAAACAGUGACUGCCAAGAGAUUGGCUUCAGGGAGCGGGUGGGGAAACCUGUUUUACAAGGUCCGAGAGGCUUUUCAUUCUCUUUCCCAGCACCUGAUAGUCACAGUCUCCCAACUCUGCCCCUUCCCUAUCUGACUACCCCACCCCCUUAGUUCUUCGUAGCAGACCGUCCCUCUGUCAUUUGCCCGCCCCAGCAGCGGGUGGUACAGAACACUGAACCUGCAACAUCACAGGGCAGUACAGGCUCUUCGGCCCACGGUGCUUUAGCCAACUCCAUGAUAUUAGAGGUACAGUGCGGAACGGGUUCUUACGGCCCAAUUUAACCCUAGAAUAAUCACGGGUCAAUUUAACCUACCAACCAGUACAUCUCUGGACUGUUGGAGGAAACCAGAGCACCCAGAGGAAACACACGUGUUCCACUGGGAGGGCAUAUAAACUCCUUACAGGGCACUCCAGGAUGAACUCUGAACUCUGAUGCCCCGAAUUGUAAUAGUGUUGUGCUAACUACCAUGCCGUCCAAUCUAAGGUCAAUCUAACCCUUCCCUCCCGCGUGGCCCUCUACUUUCUAACAUCACGUGCCUAUCUACACAUCUUUUAAAUGUCCCGAAUGUAUCUGCCUCCACCACACACCCACCAGUCUCUGUGUAAACAACUUACCUCUAAUAUCUCUCCUAGACUUUCCUCCAAUCACCUUAAAGUGAUGCCAUUUGCACCCUGGGGAGAAGGUGCUGACUGUCACUUCCUCCAGCAUUUUGUGUGUAUCAUUCUAUCAGUGCCACACUCACAACACGCUGGAGGAACUCAGCAGGUCAGGCAGCAUCUGCAGAGGGAAAUAGACAGGUGUCAUUUCGGGUUAAGACUCUUCAUGAGGGCUGAGCUCAACAUACCUGCAGUGCAGACACAGGAGGGACCCUGUAGUCUAUUGUGUGUCUGUCAGACACAGGAGGGACUCUGUAGCCUGUCGUUUGUUUGUCAGACACAGGAGGGACUCUGUAGUCUGUCAGACACAGGAGGGACUCUGUAGCCUGUUGUGUGUCUGUCAGACACAGGAGGGACCCUGUAGUCUGUCAGACACAGGAGACACUCUGUAGUCUGUCAGACACAGGAGGGACUCAGUAGUCUGUCGUGUGCCUGUCAGACACAGGAGGGACUCUGUAGUCUGUCAGACACAGGAGGGACUCAGUAGUCUGUUGUGUGUCUGUCAGACACAGGAGGGACCCUGUAGUCUGUCAGACACAGGAGGGACUCUGUAGUCUGUCAGACACAGGAGGGACUCAGUAGUCUGUUGUGUGUCUGUCAGACACAGGAGGGACCCUGUAGUCUGUCAGACACAGGAGGGACUCUGUAGUCUGUCAGACACAGGAAGGACUCUGUAGUCUGUCGUGUGCCUGUCAGACACAGGAGGGACCCUGUAGUCUGUCAGACACAGGAGGGACUCUGUAGUCUGUCAGACACAGGAGGGACUCAGUAGUCCGUUGUGUGUCUGUCAGACACAGGAGGGACCCUGUAGUCUGUCAGACACAGGAGGGACUCUGUAGUCUGUCAGACACAGGAAGGACUCUGUAGUCUGUCGUGUGCCUGUCAGACACAGGAGGGACCCUGUAGUCUGUCAGACACAGGAGGGACUCUGUAGUCUGUCAGACACAGGAGGGACUCAGUAGUCUGUUGUGUGUCUGUCAGACACAGGAGGGACCCUGUAGUCUGUCAGACACAGGAGGGACUCUGUAGUCUGUCAGACACAGGAAGGACUCUGUAGUCUGUCGUGUGCCUGUCAGACACAGGAGGGACUCUGUAGUCUGUCAGACACAGGAGGGACUCUGUAGUCUGUCGUGUGCCUGUCAGACACAGGAGGGACUCUGUAGCCUGUCAGACACAGGAUGGACUCUGUAGUCUGUCAGACACAGGAAGGACUCUGUAGUCUGUCGUGUGCCUGUCAGACACAGGAGGGACUCUGUAGUCUGUCAGACACAGGAGGGACUCAGUAGUCUGUUGUGUGUCUGUCAGACACAGGAGGGACCCUGUAGUCUGUCAGACACAGGAGGGACUCUGUAGUCUGUCAGACACAGGAAGGACUCUGUAGUCUGUCGUGUGCCUGUCAGACACAGGAGGGACUCUGUAGCCUGUCAGACACAGGAUGGACUCUGUAGUCUGUUGUGUGCCUGCCUGGCAGGUACAUUGGCCUCUAAAUCAGACCAGGCUGGUGGGAUUCACUAGUGCAGCUGUGUCACCUCCCCACCUUUGCCUACUCAUACUCACAUCCUGUUUGACACCAAAUGUUUAUAAAAGGGCAACAGAGAAAUAGGAUAAGCCCAAACAUAGGAAACAGAGAAGAUUUAAACAUCUUAAGGGUAGGCAUACCUCAAAGAGACUUUGCAGUUGAGUCCUGAUGAAGGGUCUCAGCCUGUUUAUUCCCCUCCAUAGAUGCUGCCUGGCCUGCUGAGUUCUCCAGCAUUUCAUAAACAGAAAAGAUUCUGCAGAUGCUGGAAAUCCAGAGCAACGCACACACACAAAAUGCCAGAGGAACUCAGCAGGUCAGGCAGCAUCUCCCCCUCUCCACGCAGCUGAUGAAUCCAAAGGAACGGCAGAGGCCGAUACAGUUUGGCAUCAGCAGCAUCACAGGAGUUGUCAGUCAGUGUUGAACUCAAUGUAGGACUGCCUUAGGGACUCCAGCUCUGGACUCUUCCUCAGAGUUUACCCCCAAAAUCUUCCUCAUGAACAGGUAUAGCUGAAAAGCAGCAGAGGUUUGAGAUCAGAGUUUUCCUUUUCCUAGAUGAGCUGCCAGCCAUGGCUGAUCAGCCUUAUCUGCCUGAUAAUGACCGGUUUUAAGGUGCCAGUAACCCACCUUUGCUCCUUCUCCUGUCAGUAGAAACAGUUCUGCUGGGCUUAGUAUCCAAGCCACAAGUGAAGGUUAGGAACUGGACUAGGUUGUCAGAGGCUAUUUGAGAAGCAUUUAAUAGCUGAUGGGAGCUUGUCCCCAAUACCCCACCACCCCAGGCUAUGAUAACCUUAAGGAACACUUGACACAUCCAUAUGCAUUGACCGUGGUUGUGAACCUGGAUAAGAGGUCUGCAUGUAAUAUGGGUCAAGAGAUUCAGCUGUUGUUUCUGCCACCUCCUGAUAGUAAUCUGGAAACACAGGGUCAGUCCAGAUUAAGUUCAAGUUUAGUUUAUUGUCAUUCAACAAUUUGUCGCCAAAUGAAACAAUGUUCCUCCAGACCAAGGUGUACAACACAGUACAUAUAAAUCACACACAACAUAUAAAGUAAUAUUACCACAAAUAAAUUAACAAAUAAUAAAGUGCAUUUACGACACAAGUUAAAAAGUAAACAGUAUAACAUUACACGUAAACACGAGGAAUUCUGCAGAUGCUAGAAAUUCAAGCAACACACAUCAAAGUUACUGGUGAACGCAGCAGGCCAGGCAGCAUCUCUAGGAAGAGGUACAGUUGACCCGAAACAUCAAGUGUACCUCUUCCUAGAGAUGCUGCCUGGCCUGCUGCGUUCACCAGCAACUUUGAAGUAUAACACGACUGGUGGUUCACACGUGAUGAGACCUGGGUGGUGUCAGGGAGUUUAGUAGUCUCACAGCCUGGGGGAGGAAGCUGUUUCCCAUCCUAAUAGUUCAUGUCCUAAUUCUACAGUACGUGUUGCCUGAUGGUAGGGGGUGAAAGAGAUCGUUGGACAGAUGGGACAGAUCAUUGACAAUGCUAAGAGCCCUGCAUACGCAGUGCUCCCGGAAAAAAUAACUGAUGGGUAGAAGAGAGACCCCGGUGAUCCUCUCAUCAGCCCUCGCAAUCCUUUGUGGGGAUGUAUGGUCAGGUGCCUUGUGUUUCCUGUACCAGUGGUGUUGCAGCUGGUGAGGGUUGCUGCUCCUGUAAAAAUUGGUUAGAAUGGGAGCGAGGGCAGGCUCAUUUGCCUCAGCAUCAGCUGUCCGUUUCCCUCCAUUGAUGCUACCUGACCCUUUGAGCUCCUCUGACAAUUUCUGUGUGUCCCCUCCCACCCAAAUCCAUGCAAGGCUGACCCAUCAACUACAGCACCACAUUUCGAAGUUGUUUUGAGUCUGAAUUCUCUCUGAAUGCGUUAAGUGACUGAGAAGUCUUACAGGGAGAUGUAGUUAGUUUCACAUAGGUAUUUGAUCACAAUAAUGGUACGAAUAAUAUUUUUAAAUCAUUUGUAACUGUGUUAAUUUAGAAUGUGUAUGUGUUAAGUGUGAGAAGAGUUUUGAUAUUUGCCCUGUUGGUCAGUAAUGUACUGUUCAUUUAUCUUUUUAACUGAAUAAACACAUAUUUUCUAGCAAUUUUCCUCAUUCUCUUUUUC